UCUUCAUAUUUAAUGACGCGUGUUUAAUUCCCGACAUCAUAUUUCAUAAUUUAUAAACACAUGUAACAUUACGGAGGAUGAGUGUGUGUUAGGAGUCAGCGUGAAACGUCAUAUUGUUCAGAGAAAAUGUUCAUUGUCAUCGGAGUGAUACUUAUUGUGUUCAUACAAGUCGAGGGGCACCUGCCGUUCUCAAGUUGUCCACAAGGCGGUGUUCCAGGAUUCUCGGACUGCGGAUUCAUCCCCCGACUACAGAAAGGGAAGUGGGGACGAGUGGCCCGAGUCGUGGGUGGAGACCCAGCUGUGAUAGGGGAGUGGCCGUGGCAGGUGGCGCUGGAGUCGCGGGGGAGACACUUCUGUGGGGGGUCCCUCAUCAACCGCCGCUGGGUCGUCACAGCCGCUCAUUGUUUCAGGAGGUACUCCCCACGCAGGAUGACGGUCAUUCUGGGUCAGCACCACAAGUCUAGGAAGACCGGACACGAGCAGUACCGACGUAUUAGCCAGGUCAUCAAGCAUUCUAAGUUCGACCUCGGGUUUGGUAAUCCGUAUGACAUCGCCUUGAUAAAGCUUAACCGUCCAGUGGACACCAGUGGACACUACAUCCGGACAAUCUGUCUCCCUAGCCACGAUUCCGUGUUCAAUAAGUCUGACCGGUGCUACGUCACUGGAUGGGGAUUUACAAGAAAUACUGGGGACUCGCGGAUACUGCGCCACCUACAGGUGGAUAUCGUCCCUGUCGCCGCCUGUAAUCAGUCAUGGCGGGUCAUUAAGGAAGAAAAUAUCUGUGCCGGGAAUGGAAUAAGAGGCGCGUGCAAGGGAGAUUCUGGCGGACCUCUUGUGUGUUUCAAACACGGACGAUAUACACUAGCAGGCGUGACGUCAUGGGGCAGUACCACGUGCCGGAAGCCUGGUUUCCCGGAUGUAUAUACACGUGUUUCGUCAUUCUUAGAUUGGAUAUAUGGGAUUAUAUACAGACAUAAAUAA
Haliotis rufescens (red abalone) is the source of this 981-nucleotide messenger RNA. RefSeq names its product chymotrypsin-like elastase family member 2A. Gene Ontology annotation, molecular function: serine-type endopeptidase activity. The coding region runs from base 127 to 981 and encodes 284 amino acids. Gene Ontology annotation, biological process: proteolysis. The transcript is spliced from 7 exons. NCBI's taxonomy places the organism in Eukaryota, Metazoa, Mollusca, Gastropoda, Lepetellida, Haliotidae. The record is from RefSeq and is a predicted model, not a curated record.